UCAGCUGAUAGGGCUUUAUAGCAGCUGUCAAAAGUAUUUCUCAGAAAGACAAAAUAUUUGAUAUCAGCAAUCAAGUUGGAACUCGUGUGUUGUAUUUUCAUUAUGUUUCCAAAAAACUAGCAAAGUCUGUGAUUCAAAAAGUUAGAAUUAUUAACUAACUAGAAAUAUUGAACACUGUUAAAGUGUCGGCACGCACAGUUCGUGCAACAGGGCUUACAUAUUACACACAUCGUUAUCGGCGGCCACCGCAGUAAACUGAAGUGCAUUCUUUAGGUGCAUGGUGCAGCAGGUGCAGGCACGAUUAAUCCAUGGUUGAACCACUUGCCACCACUCAAAUUUGUGUGUUAGUGUACAACGAGAUACGCGUGAUAUUUCAAGCACUGGAACGGUUGAAAGUUUUCCCCGUGAUUCAGCAAGUUCGUGGACUUGAUUACGUCACAGAGCGAGAAAGAACGCUUUGGUUCAGGCCAAUGAGGGAGUCCGCACGAGUGAUUUGUUAAUUCGUGUCCAACGUACGUGAAGUACAGUUUCAAGCGUAGAUUCCAUACUGGCAAUUACAUGGAGAUAAUGGAUGCCCCCACGGUGCAAAUCAUCACUAACGAGGACGUGCAGUUGGUUGUGGAAAGGAGUAAACGGGCAUCUUCAAAAGUGAAAUCUUACCGUUUUAAACGAAUAAGCGAAGAACCUAUCGGAUAUUUGGCAGAUCAUCUUAUUCUAUCCGUUGAGCUAGAGGAAAGUCCUGCGCAAAAGGAUACAGGACAACAAGAUGAUGACACUUCCGCCUCUUCAACGAGCAGGACUCAAAAUGUUUCGUUCUUCAUCAAGAUGUUACCGGAAACAAACCUUAAGCUGGCAGAGUAUAUAACAGAGAUGAGCUGCUUCGAUAAAGAAAUAUUCAUAUACAGUAAGCUAAUUCCCGAGCUAGCUGAUAGUUGUCAGGGCAUUGGAGACGUUGUAGCUAACACCUAUCUAACGAAACAAGGAAAAGUGAUCGUUUUUGAUGAUCUAAAACAGCAAGGCUACGGUAUGAUUGAUGGAGGAACAAGUUUAUUGAACCAAGCUCACAUAGAAAUGGCUCUAAAAACGAUUGCAAAAUUGCACGCGAUGUCGUUGAUAUACGAAGAACGAACCAAAACAACGUUACUUGAUUUAUCAGUAAAUCUGUCUGGGAAAAGCACAUGUAUGCUGGAGGAAAACGUGUAUAUAAAUAGUGAAUCGUACGUGCGUACCACAAAUCUAGAAAACUGCAUCCAGGUUAUGUGUGAAGUUGCCAAACGAAUUGAUAAAUACAAAAAUUCGGAGCAAUUGGAAUACAUCCUUAAAAGUAUUCCGUUGACAGUGCGCCGUAUUUAUGAUUUGGCGAAACCAUCAAACGUGUUCCGGAACGUCUUAAACCAUGGAGAUUUAUGGUGUAAUAAUAUUUUAUUUAAAUAUGACACAAAACUCAAUGGUGCAAAUAAAGCACAUCCUGUUGAUGCAAAAUUGGUGGACUUUCAGUUUUCACGCAUCGCACCACCAGCAUAUGAUGUGAUGGCGCUCAUUAUGAUAUCAACGUUAAGCGAAUUUAGAGAUCCCCUGUUAGAACAAUGGAAGCAUCUGUACUAUGAUAGCUUGUCAUCCUACGUAGCGGUAAAUGGGUUGGAUUUGGAAGUCAUUCUGCCGAGAUCAAUUUUCCUAGAAUCCUGCACACACUAUCAUCUAGCCGGAUUAAUUGAAAGCUGUAUGUACUUCCACUGGCCACCGGAACCGGAUUGCUACGAACGUGACGAUACUGUGGAGGAUGAUUUUGAUUGUCAAACAAAUACCGCCGUGUUUGUAAGGGCCAGUAUACGAGGGUUUGAAAAGUAUGAAUCGUAUCGCACACGUAUAAGUGAUAUGAUUACGCAAAUUGUUGACAAAUAUGUGUUAGAACAAUAAGAUGUUUUGUUCCCUUCCGUUAUCGUUAAAAAUGGUUAAUUUACAUCAAUGCUGCUGCAUGAGUUCGAUCAAUCAAUUGUUUUGUAUGCUUAGAAUAGAGCUCUAUAGUGCGAGUUGAAAAUAAAGUAAUAAUCGGUUGGCAGGUAUGCAUAGAAAUAAUGAUAAAAA
Messenger RNA from Anopheles coluzzii, 2085 nucleotides. RefSeq lists its product as uncharacterized. Bases 559 to 1917 code for a protein of 452 amino acids. The transcript has 2 exons. The record is from RefSeq and is a predicted model, not a curated record. NCBI's taxonomy places the organism in Eukaryota, Metazoa, Arthropoda, Insecta, Diptera, Culicidae.